UUUUGGGAGAUCAUUUCGGAUGAGCAUGGCAUCUCUCCUAUUGGAGAGUACCAGGGGGAUUCCGAUCUCCAGCUGGAACGAAUAAAUGUGUACUACAACGAGGCACAAGGUGGACGAUAUGUUCCCAGAGUCAUGCUGGUUCUAAGGAAAGAAGCCGAGGAUUGUGAUUUACUGCAAGGGUUUCAACUGACACAUUCUCUUGGAGGAGGAACUGGAAGUGGAAUGGGGACACUUUUGAUAUCAAAAAUGCUUCUGGGAAAUGGUGGCAUCAGAACACGGCAUCACUCCGGAUGGGUCCUUCAGCGGAGACUCGGACCUGCAAAAAGAACGCCUCAAUGUGUGGACGAGCAAAUAUGCAGCAUGGUGUCAAAACACUCAUCCCACUUUGUGGACUGGAUCCCUGACAAGGUGCAAAGAGCCGUGUGCGACAUUCCUCCCAGGGGUCUGCAAAUGGCGUCCACGUUCAUUGCAAACACGACUGCCGCCAGUGGAUUGUUCCAGCGGAUCACAGACCAAUUCCACGUCAUGUUCCGCAGUAGGGCCUAUGUGCACUGGUACACGCAGGAAGGCAUGGAAGAGGCAGAAUUUACAGAGGCUGCGAUGAAUGUGGCCGACCUCAUUGCCGAGUAUCAGCAGCAUCAAGUGGAUCGACCCGAGUCAAGUGAUGCUAGGGAAUUUUCUCAAACAUUUAAACAAAAAGAAAAGAAUUUAACCAUGCGCGAGAUUGUUCACCUGCAAUGUGGGCAGUGUGGCAACCAAAUCGGCGCAAAGUUCUGGGAGAUAAUUUCUGACGAACACGGCAUCGACCCAACCGGAGAAUAUCAUGGGGACUCAGAAUUACAAUUGGAGAGGAUCAGCGUCUACUACAACGAGGCCCAAAACAGCAAAUAUGUGCCUCGAUGUGUCCUAUUUUGGGAGAUUAUUUCCGACGAACACGGGAUAGAUCCCAACGGGGACUACCACGGGGACUCUGAAUUGCAAGUGGAGCGACUGAACGUCUACUAUGAGCAGGCAUCUGGUGGCAAAUAUCUACCAAAACAAAAACAAAAACACAAUCUACUAUAG
Molecule: messenger RNA, 1065 nt
Organism: Notodromas monacha
Lineage: Eukaryota; Metazoa; Arthropoda; Ostracoda; Podocopida; Cyprididae
Source: the annotation of a GenBank genome assembly